ACACACACAAAGUUCCUGCAGCUCUGAUCAGAUCCAACAAGCCGAUUCUUCUCUCUUCGUCAAGCGUCAAGUAGUUCCAGAGAAUUGCAUUGCAAGUUCGCCAACAUCUUAGGUUCCUACCUUCUCCGAAUUCAGUUAGCCCGCUGGGAUAUGCGAGAGGGAGUUGGACACUGAACCAUUUGAACAUAUGCGUAUAUCGUGACCAUUGUGUCAAAGAUAAAACUUUCUUCCUUGAAAUUCCCAAGCAAGGAAGCUGUCCAUCACAAGGGGUACUCGUAUUUUUCAAAAUCCCUGUUGAGUAAAUAAAGGCUGUGAUUACUAGAUCGCAUGCUUUGUCAGAGUGGUCUGUGAAUGGAAGCCAAAAAGGUUUGCUGGUGAGUUUAGAUUAUUGAUGGAGCAAAGAGUGCAGCUCCGUGGUGGUACAAUAGAAGCUAUAACCAAUCAGGUAGAUGUAGACAGAGAACAGGUUUUAGAGCCGUUUGAUAUUGAAAAUGAGACCGGGAAGGAGACAAACGGCUCCAGAAGUUUUGAUGUUGGUUACAGUUCCGGUGAUAACCUCGAAACAUUGCCUAAAGCGUCAAAAACGGAUAUCUCUCCUGCUGACGUGCUUAAAACACUGUUCUUUAUACUUGUAUGGUACACUUUCAGCACAUUUUUGACUCUGUACAACAAAACUCUCUUAGGAGAUGAUUUAGGGAAAUUUCCUGCUCCCUUAUUAAUGAAUACCAUUCACUUUUCUAUUCAAGCUGUUUUAUCAAAAAUGAUAACAUGGUAUUGGUCGGGGAGAUUUCAACCUGAUGUUACCAUAUCAUGGAGAGACUAUUUCGUUAGAGUUGUACCAACAGCGCUUGGAACUGCUAUGGAUAUAAACCUAAGUAAUGAGUCACUUGUCUUCAUAUCGGUUACAUUUGCAACAAUGUGCAAAUCUGCAGCCCCAAUAUUUCUUCUUCUGUUUGCUUUUGCCUUCAGGCUGGAGUCUCCAAGCCUGAAACUUUUUGGCAUUAUUUCAGUGAUCUCAGCAGGAGUGUUGUUAACAGUUGCAAAGGAGACAGAAUUUGAGUUUUGGGGUUUCGUUUUUGUCAUGCUUGCUGCUGUCAUGUCUGGUUUCCGCUGGUGUAUGACACAAGUUCUUUUGCAGAAAGAAACCUUUGGCCUGAAAAAUCCAUUCAUAUUCAUGAGCUGUGUGGCACCAGUGAUGGCUAUAGUGACUGGUCUUCUUUCUCUCCUUCUGGAUCCAUGGAGUGAAUUUAGAGACAACAAAUACUUUGAUAGUGGAGCACAUUUUGCUCGAACUUGUUUUUUGAUGCUUUUUGGCGGAGCACUGGCUUUUUGUAUGGUUUUGACAGAGUAUGUCCUUGUUUCCGUAACCAGUGCUGUAACCGUCACAAUAGCAGGCGUUGUUAAAGAGGCUGUCACCAUAGUGGUUGCAGUGUUUUACUUCCACGACGAAUUUACGUGGCUGAAAGGUGUGGGUCUGAUGAUUAUUAUGGUUGGUGUCAGUUUGUUCAACUGGUACAAAUACGAUAAACUACAAAAGGGUCACAAAACAGAGGAUGAGACGCAGUUACAAGCUCCAAGUCAAACUGGAAAAUAUGUGAUUCUUGAUGAGAUGGAUGAUCAAGAAAAUAGUCCCUAAGAAUUUUAUUUUUUUUGGUUACAAUCACAUGAUCUGGUAAACCCCUUUUAGGCUGUUACAUCAUUAAUGUGGAAGCAUGUGGACCUUCCUUGAGAAAAUACUAUAAAAUACUUUUUAAGGC
Molecule: messenger RNA, 1757 nt
Organism: Arabidopsis arenosa
Lineage: Eukaryota; Viridiplantae; Streptophyta; Magnoliopsida; Brassicales; Brassicaceae
Source: the annotation of a GenBank genome assembly